Molecule: messenger RNA, 639 nt
Organism: Porites evermanni
Lineage: Eukaryota; Metazoa; Cnidaria; Anthozoa; Scleractinia; Poritidae
Source: the annotation of a GenBank genome assembly
GUAGACUUUUUGAAGCAUGGCGUGUUGGAGAACGGUUUUUAUUUGCUCUUUGAUGAUCAAGGGCAGAGAUAUUUGGCUUACUGUGAUCUCGCAUCUGAACCAGGUGCAGCCUGGACUUUAGUCAUGUCCUGGUCCCGCACAUUGAAGAACUUGCCUCAGUUUCAAAGCAAGUCAUUUACGCAGGAUGCUCCAGUCAACGAGAAUACCCCAAAUUGGUACUCAUACCGCCAGAAUCUGGCUCGGAUGAAAAACACCCGCAGUCGCUCCACUCACUGGCGAGCUACUUGCAGCUUCAACCAGGUUGAAGCGAUUGAUUACAGAGAUUACAUCAGGGGAAAGUUUAGAGAUUUUGACAUCAUGGCUUUUUCAGGAAAAGGUGUGUGUUUCCCAGUUGAAUACGUGAAUAUUCGAGGACAUGCCGCUGGAAACGGCACUACAGUACCGUUUUGGCAGUUUCAGAACGGCAACUUUCUUCACACGGACAGCUCGUUUACCGGCUGUGAGUUCAAGCCGAAACUCAAAGCUGUUCCCAGUGAAGACAACUUUGGUUUGUACAAUGAUGUUAAUGUAAAAUUUCGUUGCACAGCAGGGAAUUACUCAACGACACAGUGGUGGUUUGGUGGUUAUCUGACCAAGUAG